Molecule: messenger RNA, 2894 nt
Organism: Amblyraja radiata (thorny skate)
Lineage: Eukaryota; Metazoa; Chordata; Chondrichthyes; Rajiformes; Rajidae
Gene: gfm2
Product: GTP dependent ribosome recycling factor mitochondrial 2
Exons: 21
Coding region: 128-2455 (775 amino acids)
Biological process (GO): ribosome disassembly; mitochondrial translation
Cellular component (GO): mitochondrion
Molecular function (GO): GTPase activity; GTP binding
Source: RefSeq, a predicted model, not a curated record
AUUGGCUCAGACUGUGGAGAUGUUUGCAUGUGACUGGGCUGGGGCCAGGAACUACAGACAGACACAGAGAGCACAAGAACUUGAGCUUGUAUCUUCUACAUGACGAUUUACACCAGUAACAAAGAGAAUGAGGUGGUUUGCAAUGGAAUUGCCAUUAUUUGGCGUUUAUUCCAGAGGAUGCCAUGUGUGUCUUCCAUGCCGGUGGUUCAGAUUUGCACCUAACAGCAGACGAAAUGUAAAAAACAUAUUCAACAGGAAAUAUAGCACUGCCACAGGGGACAUUAAGUCAUUACGUACUAUUAUUAAUCCAGACAUCUCUAAAAUAAGGAACAUUGGGAUCAUGGCACACAUUGAUGCAGGAAAAACCACAACCACAGAGAGGAUACUUUAUUAUGCAGGAUAUACCAGGACACUUGGGGAUGUGGAUGAUGGGGACACAGUGACUGAUUUCAUGGCACAGGAACGUGAGCGUGGGAUUACCAUUCAAUCGGCUGCUGUCACCUUCGACUGGAAUGCCCAUCGGAUCAAUUUGAUAGAUACACCAGGACAUGUGGAUUUUACCAUUGAAGUUGAACGCUCUCUGCGUGUUCUUGAUGGAGCGGUGGCGGUAUUUGAUGCUGCAGCCGGUGUUGAGGCACAAACCCUGACAGUGUGGAGACAGGCAGACAAGCAUCGUGUCCCUCGUAUAUGUUUCAUAAACAAGAUGGAUAAACCCAGAGCCAGCUUUUCCUACUCCAUUGAGAGCAUUAAAGAGAAGCUGAAAGUUAAACCACUUUUGCUACAGUUACCCAUUGGAACGGGAAAGUCAUUUGCGGGGGUAGUUGACGUAGUCACAAAUGAAAAGAUUCUGUGGUCCGCAAGCUCCAUUGAUGAUGAAGACGGAACAAUCUUCAGUCGCGAUCCUUUGACGUCAACAGAUGACCACGAACUAUUAAAGGAAGCUCGAGAUGCAAGAUAUAGCCUCAUAGAACAAGUUGCUGAUUUGGAUGAUGAAUUUGCUGAAUUGGCUCUAGAAGCAUUAAGUGAAAACCUGGAUGCUGUUUCAGCUGAAAAUUUAAAUGCAGCAAUCCGUCGAGUCACGUUAGCACAAACAGCCGUUCCGGUUUUGUGCGGAAGCGCCUUAAAAAACAAGGGUAUCCAGCUGCUAAUGGAUGCUGUCACAAAGUAUCUGCCAGCCCCAAAUGAAUGCCAACGAGACUUUCUACACUGUUACGGGAGUGACCUGUGUGCUCUUGCUUUUAAAGUUGUUCAUGACAAACAGCGUGGGCCUUUGGUAUUUCUCCGUAUCUACUCUGGGACAUUGAAACCUCAGUCAGCUGUUUAUAACAUCAACAAAAACUGCACGGAACGAAUGAGCCGUCUUUUAUUGCCAUUUGCGGAUCGGCAAAUCGAGAUCCCUGCGCUGGAGGCUGGAAACAUUGCGCUGACUGUGGGACUCAAACAGACAGCCACUGGCGACACCAUAGUUACAUCAAAGUCGCUGGCGGCGGCAGCAGCCCGUCGAAUGGGGGUGGACUCUGGGAAGGGGCCCGUCGAGCACGAGGGACCAGUGCUGGCCAUGGUUGAGAUCCCAGAACCCGUCUUCUUUUGUACAAUCGAGCCACCGUCUAUGGCGAAACAACCAGAUCUGGACCAUGCUCUUACCAACCUCCAGCGAGAAGAUCCCAGUUUAAAGGUGAAGGUUGAUUCAGAUUCUGGCCAGACCAUUUUAUGUGGAAUGGGAGAAUUACAUAUUGAGAUCAUCCACGAUCGAAUCAAGAGAGAAUAUGGAAUUGAGACCUAUCUAGGACCCCUCCAGGUAGCCUACAGGGAAACUAUAAUGGUGUCUUCCAAUGCCAGUGAUACCCUUGACAGAACUAUAGGGGAUAAACGCAACCUGGUAACAACUGAGCUUUCUGUCCAUCCGUGGUUGGGUGAAGGGCCAAAGUCUACACCUCUCAUUGAGAUUUCAGAUCGCAUAUUGGAACAGUUUUCUGCGGAAGCUCACCGAGCUAUCGAAAAUGGAAUCAAAAACUCGUGUAUUCAGGGUCCUCUGUUGAGGUUCCCAGUUCAGGAUGUGGUGGUUACGCUGGAGUCUCUCAGUGUAUAUCCUGGCACCUCCUUGGCAAUGAUUUCUGCCUGCGUGUCACGUUGUGUGCAAAGGGCACUAAAGCAGGCUGGAACUCAGGUGCUUGAGCCCGUGAUGAAGCUGGAAAUCAUGGUGGAUGAGAAUCGCUUGAGUGUGGUGCUGGCAGAUCUGGCUCGGCGAAGGGGAAGCAUCCAAGAAAUUCAAAUCCGGUUAGAAAACCGGGUUGUUUUGGCCUCAGUGCCACUCGCAGAGAUGAUGGGUUACUCGACUGCUCUGCGCACUUUGACCUCGGGCAAUGCUACCUUCACCUUGGAACUGUCCAGCUACGAGCUGAUGAAUCCACAGGACCAAAGCACACUUUUCAACAAGAUGAUGGGCGCUCGGUAAGGUCCCGAUCAAAUGGAGAAACUGAUGAACUGACAAGUGAAAGGUUGAUACUGUACCACGCACCAUAUCAAUUUCAUUUUGUAGCAGAAAAUAAUUAAUCCGCAGUAUCACGGGAACACUGACUCUUCGAUGUCCGUGGGAUGUUCCAUAAAUCCCAUUGGGAAAAGUGCGAAAACGUCUUCCUGGAACAGAAUUUCAGAUAGUACUGAUCAGCUCCGAAGCCCAGAGCUAUGAUUCAAGGUUCCAAAUCUUUGUUAACUAAGAUCAUUGUCACCAGGAAAGAGUACAAAGUAAAGCCUGGCACUAUGUACUGUUGGGAAUCAUGAGGCAGAUAUCUCCAAAGCAACUUGAUCCAAAUAUAUCACUGAAGUUAUUUUGCUGAUGUUGUUGUAUCUGUCAAAAACGUUCUAUUUAAUUAAAAGUCAGACAUCAUUGUAAA